Talaromyces rugulosus is the source of this 1389-nucleotide messenger RNA. RefSeq lists its product as uncharacterized. Gene Ontology annotation, biological process: tricarboxylic acid cycle. Gene Ontology annotation, cellular component: oxoglutarate dehydrogenase complex. The transcript is spliced from 11 exons. Bases 1 to 1389 code for a protein of 462 amino acids. The record is from RefSeq and is a predicted model, not a curated record. Gene Ontology annotation, molecular function: dihydrolipoyllysine-residue succinyltransferase activity. NCBI's taxonomy places the organism in Eukaryota, Fungi, Ascomycota, Eurotiomycetes, Eurotiales, Trichocomaceae.
AUGGCCUCCCGGUCUCACUUGGUCCGUUUGCCAGAGCAAAGCCUUCGGAGAGCUGCUUUCAACUCGAAGAGGUCUUGCAUGCUGUGGCAGUCGUCGCGCGCUCUGUCAUCCAGUGCAUUGGGGUCGCAAAGAACUCCUGUCCUUUCCCGCAAGUCCCUGAGCCUUCUCACGAGCAUACCGUCCUCUGUCCAGUCAAAUCUGAAUGGCCUUGGGAGGAAACAGGUCCGCUUCUAUACGGAUUCGAUUGUCAAGGUCCCAGAAAUGGCCGAAUCGAUUACAGAGGGUACUUUGAAGCAGUUUUCAAAACAGAUCGGUGACUUUGUCGAGCGCGACGAAGAAAUCGCAACUAUCGAAACCGACAAGAUCGAUGUCUCCGUCAACGCCCCAGAGUCCGGUACUAUCAAGGAAUUCCUCGUCAGCGAAGAAGACACCGUCACCGUGGGACAAGAUCUCAUCAAGCUCGAACCUGGAACGGGUGGCGGCUCCAAGAGCUCGGAAGCACCAAAGGAAUCCGCAGAGGAGAAACCCAAAGCCGAGGAGAAAAAAGCCCCAGAGCCAGAGGCCCCGGCCAAGCCCAAGGAGGAGCCUCAAGCACCAAAGCAAGAACAAAAGCAACCUCCCAAGCCCGCGGCUUCCAAGCCAUCAGGACCUCAGCCGACUGAGCCUGCCAAAGCCGGAGCCCGUGAAGAGCGUCGCGUUAAAAUGAACCGGAUGCGCUUGCGCAUUGCCGAGCGUCUCAAGCAAUCCCAGAACACUGCCGCUUCCCUUACCACGUUCAAUGAGGUCGACAUGUCAUCUCUGAUGGAAUUCCGCAAGCUGUACAAGGACGACAUCUUGAAGAAAACCGGCGUGAAGCUUGGAUUUAUGAGCGCCUUCUCCCGCGCUUGUGUUCUCGCCAUGAAGGACCUGCCGGCCGUCAAUGCAUCAAUCGAGGGUCCUAACGGAGGCGACACCAUCGUGUACCGAGACUAUGUGGAUAUCAGUGUAGCUGUCGCGACUGAGAAGGGUCUGGUUACCCCGGUUGUCCGCAACACUGAGAACAUGGAUCUCGUCGGCAUCGAGAAGGCCAUCGCCGAUCUUGGCAAGAAGGCUCGCGACAACAAAUUGACUAUUGAGGACAUGGCUGGCGGAACCUUUACUAUCAGCAACGGUGGCGUCUUUGGCUCGCUCAUGGGCACGCCUAUCAUCAACUUGCCUCAAACUGCUGUCCUCGGACUUCACGCUAUCAAGGAAAAGCCCGUGGCAAUCAAUGGAAAGAUCGAAAUCCGACCGAUGAUGUACCUGGCCCUGACCUACGACCACCGUCUCCUCGACGGCCGAGAAGCAGUCACAUUCCUUGUGAAGGUCAAGGAAUACAUCGAAGACCCCCGACGAAUGCUGUUGGGUUAG